Messenger RNA from Rosa rugosa (rugosa rose), 2079 nucleotides. RefSeq names its product protein DGS1, mitochondrial. The record is from RefSeq and is a predicted model, not a curated record. The transcript is spliced from 2 exons. Bases 110 to 1900 code for a protein of 596 amino acids. NCBI's taxonomy places the organism in Eukaryota, Viridiplantae, Streptophyta, Magnoliopsida, Rosales, Rosaceae. Gene Ontology annotation, cellular component: mitochondrial outer membrane.
GGUUUUAUUGAAGAACAAGUUAACCAUAGAACAAAUAAAACCUCUCUCUUCUUCCUUCUUCCUUCUUCUCAAUCAAAUCUAGUCACUGAGAAACUAAGCUUUGCCUGCUAUGGAGGUCAGUCGAGCUUCACCGACGGAGGUAAACGAAACCAAAGACCUCAAAACCCUAAUCUCCUUCUACUCCCACUACCUCUGGAACCGACUCCUCGAUUUCCUCCCCUCUUCCGAUUACAAUUUUCUCCGCCGAAUCCGAGUCCGAGCCGCCGCAUCACGGCGGCGACACCUUGCAUGUCUUCCGCUCCCUUUACCGGCUAAUAUACUCGACUCUUGCCAGCCGGCGACGACGGAGGCGUCUAGAGUUCUCGAUGUGCUACAUGAGAUUCUGAAGCACACCUUCUCCAAUUUGCACCAUGUCCAGAAGAACCUGCAGUUUUGGGAGUCUAGGGCUGAGGGAUCAAAAGCUCAAAAAGUUAAGUUUAUGGUGCUUGAGAGAGGUCCGCAGGCUUUUGUUGAUGGUACAAUCCAACUGAUACGUGGAUAUGAUGGUGAGGGUUCUUCCAUACAGAAUAUGUGCCUCUCUGCAUCGGCUUACAUGUCUGAGAGGAUAGCGGUGUUAAGUAGCUUAAGAUCUUCUCUUGCCACAUUUUUGGCCCAGUUUUACAUGGAAAUUGAAAGUUUCGGAGAAGAGUUGGUGAAAGAUCCAGAGAGUUCGUUGCCCUCCUUAUUAGAGAGAAUUAAUAACUUGUUCUUCAAAUUAGAGGCAUCUAUCGGCCAUCUCCAUGCAAUGCGCCCGAGUGAUUCUUCUGUUGAAGGAAGCUAUUCAUUUCCGCUAGUAUUUGAGAAAUUGCCUGAGAUAAAUCAAGACAGAUCCCAGUGGACAGACUGUGAAAUUAGGGAUUCAAUCAAUUUGAUUUCUCAAAAUCUGGAGAAACUGGAAUCUCACUUAACUUUUAUAGUUGACAAACAUCGGAAACCAAGGAGAGUAACUCGACAUUGGAUCCGCUAUACCUGUGGUGCGGUUGGCCUCUCAGUUUGUUCUGUGUGGCUCAUAAGACAUAGUCGUCUGUCAGGAAGUCAUGACAUAGAUAAUUGGGUUCGAGAAGCUAAGGAUUCAACCGUCAGCUUCUUGCAUGAUCAUGUUGAGCAACCGCUGCUGUCUAUUAGAGAUGAACUUUUUGCGACAUUCAGGCAAAGGCACAAAGGAAUGAUGGAGCUUGAAGAAGUGCAAUUAACCUCCAAUUCUCUGCACAGAAUGUUGUUGGCUUUCAGUGAGCAGACAAAAGGGCAAAAGUUCCCAGGGAAUGCAUCUGAUCAGGAAAUGCUUGAAAUAGUUAUGGCUAGGUAUGAAAAGGAACUUGAACAUCCUAUUCAUAACCUUGUAAAUGGCGAGCUGGCUCGUGCCUUGCUGAUCCAGGUUCAGAAGCUAAAACUCGAUACUGAAACCGCCAUGCUUGAAUUGAACCAGAUUCUGAGGGCAAAUGAGAUAAACUUUGCAAUCCUAGCUGCUUUACCAGCAUUCUUUCUCUCCCUCAUUCUGCUAAUGCUAGUGCGUGCAUGGUUCAAACGGGAUAAAAGAGCAGAAGGAAGGGGACGAGUUGCUCGGCUCCAGAGGAGGUUACUUGUUGUGGAAGUUGAGAAGAGGAUUAUGCAGUAUCAAAGUUUUAUCGAUCAAGGGAUGGAGAAAGAAGCGCUAGACAUGUUUGGAUUGUUGUUGUAUAGUCUGGAUCGCCUAUACCAUGCUGUCAAGGGGCAUGCCAAAGCAACUGGGGAAUGGCAGUGGUUGUGUCAGGAUAUAGUUGAGCUGGCAAAGCCCAGCCUUCAAACUGCAUAUAAACUCAGAGUGACCUCGCGGAUGGAACGGGUUUAUGACUGUUUACUUCCUGCAUUGCAGCGCCAGUAGGAAUGUCACAUGUUUUCCUUUGUUUCACUUUUUGCCAUUUUUUCUCUCUGAAUGUCGCAUAAAUCUUGAUCAAAAUAGGAGUAACAAUCAAUUUCCAUCAUUCCUCUUUUGUUAACUGGUGUGACGUUAAAGUUCUGUUUACUGGUGGAAGUAUUAUUUUGCAACCAAUGUAAAGAUUA